Molecule: messenger RNA, 2151 nt
Organism: Postia placenta MAD-698-R-SB12
Lineage: Eukaryota; Fungi; Basidiomycota; Agaricomycetes; Polyporales; Adustoporiaceae
Exons: 13
Coding region: 133-2043 (636 amino acids)
Molecular function (GO): NADP binding; N,N-dimethylaniline monooxygenase activity; flavin adenine dinucleotide binding
Source: RefSeq, a predicted model, not a curated record
CCACCCAAGAACGCGUCGAGACUCCCCGCCCGCCCGUAUCAGCUCCCCAUCGUCAAUUUUUACAUCAUCCGCGCGCGUAUAAGAUCUACGCACACGCCAUGCUCUUUCGCUCUCUUUUUUCCUCCUUGCACCAUGGCUACUGCAGCGGUCCUCUCCACGCCUCCGGCUUUCGACAAGCUCGAUGAGCCCGUCCAGCCUGCAACCAACGGGACCAAUGCGGAUGCGGUCAAAUCCUCGCAGCUGCCCCCUGCUCCGAAACCCGAACUUCCCACCCUCGACCGUCUCGGCGCAUCGCUCCAGUCCGACGUCGACAUCCAGGCUGUUGCUGCCGCAUGGUACCGCACCUUCGCUCAGCACGUCUCUGCAGGCGACAUCGACGGCAUCCUCUCGCUGUUCAUCGACGACGGCUGGUGGCGCGAUCUGCUCGCACUGACCUGGGAGUUCCGCACGUUCCACGGGGUGCCGCAGAUCCGGCAGUUCCUGAGUGACCAGCUUGUCGCACGCAAGUUUGCGCCCAGUGCGGCAGCGCGUGAUGUCGUGCUGAAGCAGCCGUAUCCGGACCUGGCAUGGAUCCAGGCGUUCUUCGACUUUGAGACGGACACUGGGAUCGGGUCGGGCGUGUUCCGCCUUGUGCCGACAGCGGACGGGACGUGGAAGGCGUUUACUGUGUACACGAACCUGGAGGACCUGAAGGGGUUCCCUGAGAAGACGGGCUUGAAUCGGGAGUUCCUGCCUAACCACGGGAAGUGGAAGGACCAGCGUGCGCAGGAGCGCGCGUACGCGGACCGCGACCCUGCAGUGAUCAUCAUUGGAGGCGGGCAGAGUGGGCUGGAUAUUGCGGCGCGGUUGAAGCUGCUUGGGGUGGAUGCGCUUAUUGUUGAGCAGCAAGAUCGCAUUGGGAAUCAGUGGAGGUAUCGGUAUGAGGCACUGUGCCUGCAUGACCCCGUAUGGUAUGAUCAUAUGCCUUACAUGCCCUUCCCUCCGUCCUGGCCAGUGUACACCCCAGCACAAAAGCUCGCGGACUGGCUGGAGUACUAUGCCGAGGCCAUGGAGCUGAACGUGUGGACGUCGACGACCGCGACGCGCGUAGAGCAGACCAAGGACGGCAAGUGGGUGGUCGCUGUGCGCAAGGCCGACGGGACGGAGCGCGUAUUCCACAUCGACCAUGUCAUACUCGCGCUCGGUCUCGGCGGCGGCGUGCCGCAUAUACCAACACUCCCCAACCAGGAUGAGUUCCAGGGCCAGAUUUUGCACUCGACACAGCACAAGUCCGGGCGGGACCACAUCGGGAAGAAAGUGGCGGUCAUUGGUGCUGGGACUUCCGCUCACGAUGUCUCUUCGGACUAUGUCGACCAUGGUGUUGACGUCACCCUCUAUCAGCGCGGCCCAACAUACAUCAUGACCACAAAGGAGGGCAUGCCGCGCGUAUUCAAGGACACCUACUGGGAAGGCGCUGGUCCGGUGGACGUCGCAGAUCGCGUGCACACGUCGAUGCCGAUCUUCAUGGUGAAGGAGAUCCACAAGCGGAUUACGGCUGAGAUCGCGGAGGCUGACAAGGAGCUCCUCGAGGGCCUCAAGAAGGUCGGGUUCAAGUACAACCUCGGGCACGAGGGCUCGGGAUUCCUCUGGCUCGCGCAGACCCGUGGGGGCGGGUACUACCUUGACGUCGGGACGAGCAAGAAGAUCAUUGACGGGCGGAUCAAGUUGACGGGCGACAGCAAGCUCGCGGGAUUCACGAAGACAGGGUUGAAGUUCGAGGACGGGAGCGAGCUGCAGGCGGACGUCGUGCUCUUCGCGACCGGGUUCGAGGGCGCCGAGAAGUCGAUUCGUAAGCUCCUCGGCGACGAGCUAACGAGCAAGCUAGGGCCGAUCUGGGACCUGAACGAGGAGGGCGAGGAGCGUGGAGCCUGGCGGUGGCUUGGUCUACCGAACCUGUGGUUUAUGAUGGGCAACUUGUCGAUGUGCCGCUUCCAUUCGAAACACCUUGCCCUUCAGAUCAAGGCAAAGCAGGAGGGCGUGUACGGUACUCGCUAUGCGCCUUGAUGUCGUUGUUUUACGUGUUCGUGCUAGGUGUCGUGUUCUCCUGUGGUAUCAUAGAUGUUGUAUUUUGUGUAGAAAUAAAGAUGAAUUGACGCGCUCGCGUUGACGCAA